AGACCCACUGUGUUAACAAUUUAUGCUCAAUUGAAGGGGAGUAUUGGAAUGACUUCAAGAGUAAAAACUUAGCGAAAAGAGUUCCUCCUAAGGAAGCAAUCAUUAUGGACGAGUAUGGUCAACACCUUUAUGGAGUUAUUGGGCCUUAUAAUGAAGGUUUUCCUCUUGCUCUUGCGUGCGAAGGCGAAGGAGGUGACCCUUCCCCGGCUGUUAAGUGGUGGCGAGAAGCCGAACUGCUGGAUGAUUCAUACUACAUCACUCCUCAAGGAUUCGCUCGCAAUGAACUACUUCUGGCCAGUCUAAAGCGAACGGAUCUCAUGACGAGACUCAUGUGCCAAGUAUCCAAUUCCAAUCUCACAGCCCCAGUUACAAGUUCGGUCAUUAUUGAUAUGAAUCUCAGACCAACAGAAGUGCAGAUAACUAGCAUGUUCCGACCGCUGUCAGCCAAUCGACCAGCGGAAAUAGUGUGCGUGGCACGAGGGGCUCGCCCACCGGCUCAGAUUUCAUGGUGGCUCGAUAAUGACCAGCUGACAUCCCAAAUCACGGAAAGUACCUCAAAAGAAGAUAAUUUGACUGUAAGCAGCUUAAUUUUUAAUCCCAGCAAACAUGACAAUCAAAGAAACUUAUCCUGUCGAGGAGAUAACCCUCAGCUGCCAGAUAGCGUGCUGGAGGAUUCUUGGGUCAUGGAUAUUCACUUUCCUCCUCAACUCUCGGUAAAGGUGGACAAGCAGAUUCCUUUGUUAGAAGGCACUCAUGUCACCAUGACUUGUGUUGUCGAUGCAAAUCCUCCUAUAGUGGAAUUAGAGUGGCUAAAGGAUGGACAGUCACUGGGUGCUCCUGCAAGGCGUGACACUCGAAACAGAACUUUCAGCAUCACAUCUGCUGGACCAGAACAUCGAGGUCAUUACCAGUGUGCUGGAAUCAAUAGCGAAGGACGAGACAUUAGCAAAGCAGAGCAUCUUAAAAUCCAUU
Molecule: messenger RNA, 972 nt
Organism: Stegodyphus dumicola
Lineage: Eukaryota; Metazoa; Arthropoda; Arachnida; Araneae; Eresidae
Product: CD166 antigen homolog
Source: RefSeq, a predicted model, not a curated record